GAGAGAGAGAGAGAGAGAGAACGGAGAGAGAAGAGAGUGGGGGAGAGAGUGGUCCCUGGCCAUUAUAGCCCCUCAAAAGACAACUCUUUAGAACCAGAGAGAGAGAGAGAGAGAGAGAGAACGGAGAGAGAAGAGAGUGGGGGGGAGAGAGAGAGAGAGAGAGAGAGAGAGAGAGAGAAAUGACCAAUUCUCAAGCUAAUACGGCCACUGGAGGAGGAGGAGAUAGCCUCUUCUCUAUUUUGUCAUCUGAAAACAGAGAUUUUCUCAUCACUCCGUCAGGGGACAAGGUUUAUAUUAAGGAUAUUGAGGGAAACACAAUUGGAUUAUACUUUGGAGCAAACUGGUACUCCAGAUGUGAGAACUUCACUCCAGUAUUGGCCUCUGUUUACCAUCAACUGAAGGGUAGAGGAUCUAAAUUCGAAGUAGUUUUUGUAUCGUCAGAUGAGGAUCAAUCAUCUUUUGACAAGUUCUACAGCACAAUGCCUUGGCCUUCAAUCCCAUUCAGUGAUUUACAAUGCAAGAGGACUUUGACACAAAAGUACCAAAUUGAAGGCAUUCCUUCAUUAAUCAUUCUCAAUCCCGAUGGAAAACUAAUUCGAGCAGAUGGUGUUGAGCUCAUAUACCGUUAUGGAUGGAGAGGAUUUCCUUUUACUAUUGAAAGGAUAUCGGUAUUGGAAGCUGAAGAGAAAGCAAAGCAUUCAUCUCAAACUUUAGAGAAUCUCCUCCUUGUCGAAGGUAGAGACCAUGUAAUGAGCCAUGAGGAUCAGGUAUGUGUCAAAGCUUCGGAAAUGUUACACUUUCCUUUGGUAAGUCACGACACAAAACUCAUCAGAGCUAAAGAGUUGCAGGUACCAAUCUCAAGUUUGGUAGGGAAAACAGUAGGAUUGUACUUCUCAGCUCAUUGGUGCCCUCCUUGCACAAAAUUCACUAAGAGACUUGUUUCCAUAUACAACAAUCUCAAAGAGAUGAACAAAGAGUUUGAGAUCGUGUUUGUUUCAUUGGAUAAAAAUGAAGAAGGGUAUUCACAGUGUUAUAAUGACAUGCCAUGGCUUGCUUUGCCUUAUAAUAUGGAGUUCGCUAAGUCUUUAUCUCGGUAUUUUGAUAUCCAAGGAAUUCCAACUCUAGUUAUAAUUGGUCCUGAUGGGAAAACUGUUACGAGAGAAGGGAGAAAUCUGAUAAAUUUGCACUUGGAGAUGGCAUUUCCAUUCACCGAAGCUCAAUUAAGGUUGCUACAAGAGAAAAUGGACGAAGAAGCAAAAAGUUACCCGAGCUCAUUUAAUCACGUCGGACAUCGCCAUGUACUGAAGUUGGUAUCAGAGAAUUCUGGAGGUGGUCCUUUUAUAUGUUGUGAAUGUGAAGAGCAGGGUUUUGGUUGGGCUUAUCAGUGUCUUGGAUGUGGAUAUGAGAUACAUUUAAAAUGUGUUAGAGAGGUUGAAGGAGAUGGUGCAUCGAAGAAACAAGUUCCUUCUGUUGACUCAUUUUGUGCUAUUAGUAGCAGUGGGGUUUAGCAAUUAAGGUUAUAUAUAGUUGAGAGGGGUAAAUAUCACCUGUAUAGAGUUUGUGGGGCUUCUAUUGAUAGACCUAGAUGAUAAUGUUGCUUCUGCUGAAUGAAUGACUGAAUCUCGGUUACAUUUCUAUGACCAAGGUCAAUUCCGGGACUCAAAAUAGAAAUGCUUACACACUAUAUUUAGUUCUUUAUAAAAGAUGUACGUCUGAUGUUUUAAGUUGUUAUGACUUGGUAAUGUAUUGAACCUGGCUUGUACCUGUGAAAUUAUGUCUCAUCUGAUGUGAAUGGAGAUGUUGUUCCUCAAA
Messenger RNA from Asparagus officinalis (garden asparagus), 1812 nucleotides. RefSeq names its product probable nucleoredoxin 2. The record is from RefSeq and is a predicted model, not a curated record. Bases 180 to 1508 code for a protein of 442 amino acids. Gene Ontology annotation, molecular function: thioredoxin-disulfide reductase (NADPH) activity. The transcript is spliced from 2 exons. NCBI's taxonomy places the organism in Eukaryota, Viridiplantae, Streptophyta, Magnoliopsida, Asparagales, Asparagaceae.